Anas platyrhynchos (mallard) is the source of this 2907-nucleotide messenger RNA. RefSeq names its product ATP binding cassette subfamily F member 3 (gene ABCF3). The record is from RefSeq and is a predicted model, not a curated record. Gene Ontology annotation, molecular function: ATP binding; ATP hydrolysis activity. NCBI's taxonomy places the organism in Eukaryota, Metazoa, Chordata, Aves, Anseriformes, Anatidae.
GGCAGCCCCCGCGCCUCCUUCCGGGCGUGUGGCGGGGCCGUGAGGCGGCGGCGGCGGGGGGGGGCCGGGCCCCGCUCGGGCCAUGGCGUCGUGCGCCGACAUCCUCCGCAGCGAGUUCCCCGAGCUGGACGGCGAGGUCUUCGCCUACGUGACGGGGAUCCUGCACAGCAGCGGCGGGGACUUCGAGUCGGUGGACGAGCUGGUGGAGGCGGUGGGCGAGCUGCUGCAGGAGGUGGCGCCGGCCGGCAAGGACGAGGGCGCCGUGCGGGAGGUGUGCCAGCGGCUCUUCAACGCCCUGCAGCUGGAUGAGGGCCGGGCGCAGCGCUGCAGCCAGGUGCUGCUGGAUGCCCCCAUCCAGCUCUCGCAGAUCACGGAUGGAUACGAUUCCAACGCGGACCUGCUGCCGGGGCUGCUGCUGAAGAGAGGCCAGGCGUCGAUGGUGGAUGCCAAGAAACUGGAGAAGGCAGAAGCCAGGCUGAAAGCCAAGCAGGACCGGAGGAUGGAGAAGGAUUCCACCAAGUCAUCUGGCCCUCUGGUCCUCGAGGAGGCAACUGCCAGCCAGGCUGCCAGCAAGAAGGAGACUCGCAUGGAAUCCUCAGGCAAGAACAAAUCAUACGACGUCCGCAUCGAGAACUUCGACGUCUCCUUCGGUGAGCGUGUCUUGCUGGCAGGAGCAGACCUGAACCUGGCAUUUGGCCGGCGCUAUGGGCUGGUGGGCAGGAACGGGCUGGGGAAGACCACACUGCUGAAGAUGAUCGCCAGUCGGAGCCUGCGCAUCCCCUCGCACAUAAGCAUCCUCCACGUGGAGCAGGAGGUGGCGGGGGACGAGACACCGGCCCUGCAGAGCGUGCUGGAGUGCGACACCACUCGGGAGAGCCUGCUGCGGGAGGAAAAGGAGCUGACGGCCAAGGUUAACGCUGGCAGGGGAGAAGGGACGGAAGGCGCCAGGCUGUCAGAGAUCUACGCGAAGCUGGAGGAGAUUGAGGCAGACAAGGCCCCAGCGAGGGCAUCUGUCAUCCUGGCUGGGCUGGGCUUCAACGCCAAGAUGCAACAACAGACAACCAAAGAGUUUUCUGGAGGCUGGAGGAUGAGACUGGCCUUAGCCAGAGCCCUGUUUGCCAGGCCAGAUCUCCUUCUACUGGACGAGCCCACCAACAUGCUGGACGUGAGGGCCAUUCUGUGGCUGGAGAACUACCUGCAGACCUGGCAGUCCACCAUCCUCGUGGUGUCCCACGACAGGAAUUUCCUCAAUGCGGUGGCCACGGACAUCAUCCACCUGCACUCGCUGCGGCUGGACGCCUACCGGGGGGACUUUGAGAACUUCAUGAAGACCAAGGAGGAGCGACUGAAGAACCAGCAGCGGGAGUACGAAGCGCAGCAGCAGUACCGCGAGCAUAUCCAGGUCUUCAUCGACCGCUUUCGGUAUAACGCGAACCGGGCGUCCCAAGUACAGAGCAAGCUCAAGCUGUUGGAGAAGCUGCCGGAGCUGAAACCUGUGGACAAGGAGUCUGAGGUGAUGAUGAAGUUCCCCGAUGGCUUUGAGAAGUUCUCCCCCCCCAUCCUGCAGCUAGAUGAAGUAGAUUUCUGUUAUGACCCGAGUCACUACAUCUUCCGUUCCCUCUCUGUCUCUGCUGACCUGGAGUCCCGCAUCUGUGUGGUUGGGGAGAACGGAGCUGGCAAGUCGACCAUGCUAAAGAUCUUAAUGGGGGAGCUGGCACCAGUCAGAGGGAUCAGGCAUGCUCACAGAAACCUUAAGAUCGGCUAUUUCAGCCAGCACCACGUGGAUCAACUGGACUUGAACAUCAGUGCUGUAGAGCUGCUGGCAAGGAAGUUCCCAGGGAAGACGGAGGAGGAGUACCGGCAUCAGCUGGGGAGCUACGGCGUCUCGGGGGAGCUGGCCGUGCGCCCUGUGGCCAGCCUGUCUGGAGGGCAGAAGAGUCGAGUGGCCUUUGCGCAGAUGACAAUGUCCUGUCCAAACUUCUACAUCCUGGAUGAGCCGACAAAUCACCUGGACAUGGAGACCAUCGAGGCACUAGCGAAGGCGCUGAAUAAGUUCCGGGGCGGUAUCAUCCUGGUGUCCCACGACGAGUGCUUCAUCCGCCUGGUGUGCCAGGAGCUGUGGGUGUGCGAGAACGCCACCGUCACCCGCAUCGAGGGCGGCUUCGACCAGUACAGAGACAUCCUGAAGGAGCAAUUCCGAAAGGAGGGUUUCCUAUAAGCGAGGCGGGGGGGGCCCAGCCUGCCCGAGGAGGCUUCGGGCGCUGCAGCCUCCAGCCACGCCGAGCCCGGCAGAGCGCCGAGGAGGUGGCACGGACCCCAGCCACGCCAUCCAGCUGCCACCCGAACUGCUCUCUCCUCCUGGGGCGCGGGCGGCCCCCGCUCUGCCCUUCUGCCCGGCCGCCCGUGCAAGGACAGCGAGGGACCGGGAGCCGCGGGCGCUGCUCCUUGUGGGCGCUGCCUGCACCGUGCUCCAGGCCUGGGCCGUGCCUGGAGCUGCUGCUCCGCUGGGAUGAGGAAAGGAGGUGUCCCCCCACCCUGGUUGUAACUCCGUGCUCGCGAGGGCAGGAGAGGAGCUGUUCUCCUUUCUUCGCUUACCCCCACUGCCUUUUUCUUUGUUCGUUUUUUUUUUUUUCUGGUUAACUGGUGCGCACUGGUCAGAUUCUCACACCGUCUUUCUCUCCCCAGCUCUCCUACGCUCUCGUCCCCUCUGCUGCCCGGGCGGGAAGCGAGACCUUUGCUGCUACAACCACCCCCAGCCUCUUCCCAAACCCCUGGAAGCACCGGGGGCGAGGGUUCGCUUUGCCUGUCCCCCCCCCGUGGGGCUCGCCUGCGUGCCCCCACGGGGUGCGGGGUGCGAGCGGGCCCCUCCAGCAGGGGGGUGGCGGUGUAAAUAAAAGCAGAACGCUA